CACCCCAAGGCCGACAUGUCGGUGAACCGCUGCGUUUAUUUCAUUUCUCGGCUUCAGCGUCACUUUAACUCCCGGACUGCUCGCAUCACCACCAGCAGCUGUCAUGUGUCCUCUGGGUCUAGUUUGUUACAGGGACAGCAUCGACCCAGUACAGUGGUCUGGAAGAGGGAUGUUUUGUCUAACAGCUCCUCUCCGAAACCUCCGGACACCUCGUUCUUUGUCCCCGUCUCCCUGAAGGCAGACACCUCGGCAGACGGCGGUGUGGGAAUAGAGCUCACCCAGCCGCUGGAUAAAAAUGAGCUGCUGAAGGUUCUGAAUCGGUUUUACAAACGGAAAGAGAUGCAGAAGCUGGCAGCGGACUCGGGUUUGGAUGCUCGUCUGUUCCACCAGGCCUUCAUCAGCUUCAGGAAGUAUAUCCUAGAGAUGACGUCACUCCCCGCCGACCUGCACAUCAUCCUCAACGACAUCUGCUGUGGAGCAGGUCAUAUAGAUGAUAUCUAUCCAUACUUCAUGCGUCACGCCAAGCAGAUCUUUCCCAUGUUGGACUGUAUGGAUGACCUGAGAAAGAUCUCAGACCUCAGGGUCCCGGCCAACUGGUACCCCGAGGCACGUGCCAUCCAGAGGAAGGUGAUUUUCCACGCUGGGCCAACUAACAGUGGUAAAACCUACCAUGCCAUCCAACGCUACCUGGCUGCUAAGUCUGGUGUGUACUGUGGCCCCUUGAAGCUGCUGGCCCACGAGAUCUUUGAGAAGCGCAACGAUGCUGGUGUACCAUGUGACCUGGUUACUGGAGAGGACUUUGUAGACCCAGAGGGUCGAGCAGCUGGUCAUGUGGCCUGCACCAUUGAGAUGUGCAGCGUCACUACACCGUAUGAGGUUGCUGUAAUCGACGAAAUUCAAAUGAUCCGAGAUCCUUCCAGAGGAUGGGCAUGGACCAGAGCUCUGCUGGGUCUCUGUGCAGAGGAGAUCCACGUGUGUGGGGAACCUGCUGCCAUAGACUUUAUCAAAGAGCUGAUGUUCACCACUGGAGAGGAGGUGGAGGUUCACAAUUACCAGCGUCUAACUCCUUUCUCAAUACUGGAUCAUGCUGUGGAGUCAUUAGACAACCUGAGACCAGGAGACUGCAUCGUGUGCUUUAGUAAAAAUGACAUCUAUUCAAUCAGCAGGCAGAUCGAGGCCAGAGGGCAAGAAUGUGCUGUAAUCUAUGGGAGCUUACCUCCAGGCACCAAGCUGUCCCAGGCAAAGAAGUUUAAUGACCCUGAUGACCCCUGCAAGAUUCUGGUUGCUACAGAUGCUAUAGGCAUGGGCCUUAACCUGAGUAUAAAACGCAUCAUCUUCAACAGUCUGGUGAAGCCUAAUGUUAAUGAGAAAGGGGAGAAACGGAUGGAGACCAUCAGCACUUCUCAGGCUCUGCAGAUCGCUGGCCGUGCUGGGAGGUUCUCCUCCAAGUUUAAAGAGGGAGAAGUUACAACCAUGCACAGAGACGAUCUCCCCGUCCUCAAAGAAAUACUCAGUCACUCUGUCGAUCCUAUAGAGACUGCAGGACUCCAUCCGACUGCAGAGCAGAUAGAGAUGUUUGCUUACCAUCUGCCCGAUGCAACGCUGUCCAACCUUGUUGACAUAUUUGUCAGCCUCUCUCAGGUGGAUGGUUUGUAUUUUGUCUGCAACAUUGACGACUUUAAGUUUCUGGCGGACAUGAUUCAGCACAUACCGCUUAACCUGAGGUCACGCUACGUCUUCUGCACUGCUCCCAUCAACAAAAAGCAGCCGUUUGUAUGUACCUCCUUCCUUAAGUUUGCCCGUCAAUUCAGUCGAGACGAACCCCUGACGUUUGACUGGGUCUGUCGCCACAUCAGCUGGCCUCUGGCUCCACCCAAAAACAUUAAAGACCUGGUUCACCUGGAAGCUGUCCAUGACGUGUUGGAUCUCUACCUCUGGUUAAGCUACCGUUUUAUGGACAUGUUUCCAGAUACUGCCUCAAUUAGAGAAAUCCAGCGGGAACUUGAUGAUAUCAUCCAGCAGGGUGUGCGAAAUAUCACCCGGCUCAUCAGAGCCUCUGACCCAACAGUCACUGACCCACUGCAGGCGCAGAGCAACAGGCAUAGCCAGACAGGAAGGGGAACUGGUAGCACUAAGUUGACUGGAAGCAGAGGUCAAAGGGGACAGAGAGCCUCAGGACAGAUGAUGGACAGCUCUCUGGCUAGUCGUUUGGUGAGAGACGGGCUGUUGACGCCCGAUUUGCUCCAGCAGCUGCAGAGGGAAUGGUCUAAAGAUCAGAAGCAGGACAACAGCAGUCAGAGGGCACUCGAUCUGGAGCAUCAGAGUAAUAACAAAGGGAAAAGGAAAAAGAAGAAGAAAUGAAGAAGAAAUGAAGAACCUGUUCAUUUUGCUUCAGUGAAACACCUUGUUCCUGUGCUACAGAUCUAACCAAAUGUUUGCUUCUAAUCAACAAAUGUACAAACUCACUAAAGCUGGAAAAUGUUUCUAGCUCCAGUUGCUGUGUCUAUGAAGGAUCAAGUGUCUGGUGAGAGAAUGUCCUCUUUGUGACACCAAUAACUGACAGACAUCAUUGUCAAAUGUGCUGUUUCAGCAGCAUUUGUGACACCAGAAGACACUGAAGUUCAUUAAAUGCUUGAAGUUUUCUCAGUCGUCAAACUCUAAUACGUAAUUUCUAUGAA
Molecule: messenger RNA, 2678 nt
Organism: Oreochromis niloticus (Nile tilapia)
Lineage: Eukaryota; Metazoa; Chordata; Actinopteri; Cichliformes; Cichlidae
Gene: supv3l1
Product: SUV3-like helicase
Biological process (GO): mitochondrial RNA 3'-end processing
Cellular component (GO): mitochondrial degradosome
Molecular function (GO): hydrolase activity, acting on acid anhydrides; ATP binding; RNA helicase activity
Source: RefSeq, a predicted model, not a curated record